This is a messenger RNA of Conger conger (European conger), 2797 nucleotides long. It is a transcript of the gene tmem200b, whose product is annotated as transmembrane protein 200B. The transcript has 2 exons. The coding region runs from base 448 to 1563 and encodes 371 amino acids. Lineage: Eukaryota; Metazoa; Chordata; Actinopteri; Anguilliformes; Congridae. The record is from RefSeq and is a predicted model, not a curated record.
CCGAUGAAGAAGGGGAAAGAUGGACUGCCCCAUCGACUUCAUGGGAUGUGUUUCACGUACAAGAUAUGUUUAUGGACUGUUUAAAGACGACUCCAUUCGGUCUCGUUGUUUGCCUCAAGCGUAUGGUUUUUAUUCUUAAAGAUAGGCUACAUUCCUGACUCCUUCAUUCGGAAGGAAUUUAAGAAGGGGAGCCUAGCUACUAAAACGGACAGCGAGACUCGGUGCUCCGAAAUAUCCGAGACACCCACCACCACCCUUGCCAUGGAGCACUGAUGGCUUUUUGGAUUUAAUGGUAAAGCAAAAACGUGCAUAGCUAACUAAUUGUUUGGCGAAUGGAAUAAGCGCCUAACAUGCGUGUCCUACGCCGCAUAAUGAGAGUUCAAGCUGGUUAUAUGGGGGGACGGUACGCACCCAAGAAAGAAUACAACAAAGCGUCCUGUUAGAGGGAUGACGGCCACAGGAGCGGCCCGCGCAGGGGGCCCCCAGGGGCCCCCGCCCUCCCGCCGGGGCCUAGCCCGCUUCCGCUUCCGCCCCAGGAAGAGGAAGGAGGGGCCGGUCAGGGCCCGCCUGCGCAUCCGGUCCUCCCCGGGGGCCUUCCUGCUGCUGGGCGUGUUCGUGGUGACGCUGGGCGUGGUGUUGGCGGCGGUGGGGUACUGGCCCUAUCGGACGGCUCUGCUGGGCCAGGUGGGCGUGGACGUGGACCUCGGCCAGCCCCAGGUGGCCGGGUGGGGCCUGGGGGCCCGGGGGGGCCCCUUGUCCAGCGAGCGGCUCAAACUGCUGGGGCCCGUGCUGAUGGGCGUGGGGCUCUUCAUCCUCAUCUGCGCCAACAGCGUGCUGUACGAGAACCGCGACCGCGAGACGCGCCGUCUGCUGGCCGAGGCUCAGGCCGCCGUCUGCAGCGUCUCCGCCGCCGUGCCCGUCGAGGCGCCUCCCGGACGCGCCGUGCCCAAGCACUACCGCUGGGUGACCUCCCUGCCCACCGGCAACCUCGGCCUCCGCCACCUGGGGGUGCUGGUGGGCUCGGAGCCCGCUUUGCUACGGCUUCAGGCCGCGGAGAGCAAGUGGGCCGAGGUCCGAUGUCCGGCUUCGCUGUGGGCCGACGUGGGGCCCUUUAAAAAGUCCUCCUCGCCCCCUAUCUCGCUGCGCUCCGUCUGCUCGGACUCCUGCAGCUCCAACGAGCUCAACCUCACUGUGCUGACCACCGCGUCGCUCAUGUCCCCGCCCCCCGACGUAGACCCCUGUGAGGUCACGCCUCCCCCCAGACGCUGCUACAGCGUGGGCAGCAGAACUGAGCCCCGCCCUGAGAGGGGCGGAGUCCUCCGACAGGCGUCCAGCCCCCACGUGUGUCUGAACGUGCCGGACCUGCAGACCUGGACCCUGGGUGAGGACAAGGCCUCCAGCAAGCCCAGCGUGCAUUGCAGCUGGCCCCGGCUGGACCUCAGCGGUGCCCGGAGAUACCUGAAGCUGGAGAACAAGGAGGAUUCAGUGGACAGGCUACUGGAUCAGCUAGAGCAGCAGUAUUCCCGUCAGGAGACCAGCUACGGCUCUGGCCCCUUCCAGUGAGAGGCUCUCAAGACGGCCAUGUUGGUGAGGGGUUGUGAUGCCAAGGAAGCCAUCUUGGUGAGGGAGCCAUGUUGUUGAGGACCAUUCUUGGAGUUGCCACUGACCAGAUGGAAAUCUCUUCCUGGUGGAUUUAUGCAGUUACAGAGUCUGGGGAGCCAAUCAGUCUUUCUAAUUCAGUUUGGAGGAACUGCCCCCUUCAUUUAGUGCCCUUUAAUUCAGCUGGCCUGUUUUCUGGAUCCACCAAUCAGCAGGCCUGCGCAUUUCCUAAAGAGAAUAACUCUCACAGACGGGCCGAAUGCAGACUGCACUGGCGGGAGUCGAGGUGGAAUUGAUUUUGCGUUUUUCCUUUUUUGACAACCGCCGGGGUGGAACAAAGUGCAGGGCUCACGCUGUCGGGGGACCAGAAAUUGAUUGGACCGCCGGGCUUCUAGAAAGAACUGCAUGGGGGUUUUCCAUUAACGGGAGGAAUGGAUGUCGUCUCCGGUGCCAAAAAAAUGUCAGAUGCUCUCAAGGCACAGAGGGGGGAGACCGUCUCCGCUCUGUACGCGACACGAACAGAGCUGGUGGAGCAGGGAGCCCUGGGACACCCGGAGAGCGGCCGGGGACCACUGAGAGGAUUUGACUUUAGGACCAAAGCAGGUGUUUCAUACACCCCGGAUCUAUGCAGAAAUUGGGUCGUGUUCUCAAUCACUGUACACUCUCAGAAAUAAACAGCGGAGGUACAGUUUUGUUCUACAAGGAUCACGUUUCCCAGAUGUGCCCAGAAAGUACAGUUGCAUUUUCUUUGGGCACAAUUGAGUACAUUUUCCAAGCAAAAAAAAAAAACAUACAAAUGAACUAAUAUAUUGCUGGCUAGGGUUAUAAUUAUAUGCACCUAUAGGGUACUGCCCCAGGCAUUUUAGGUACCUUUUUAGGUACUUUUUGUACCUCAAUUUCUGAGAGUGUAUGCACUGUAUGUAUUUUGGUAAAUGUAUAAUUAUAUAUGAUAUGCAGUCCUUGGCAGAUGAACCAUGGAAGAUGCAAGAAGGCAUCUCUCCACCACCACCAGCAUGUCUUCCUUGCCCCCACUGUGCUCUACACCAGGCAAACCUUUUUUGUUUGUGGUCCCUGUGCAGUGCUCAUUCUUCACUGCGCUGUACACGACCGCCAUUUUGUAUUCUGAGCGGUACCUGCCAGCCUGAUAGGAGAUGUGAUGUUUACGACAGUGCUAGGCUAAUACUACUACUGCUGCUGU